UACCUGGUAAGCGAGGGUCGUUUCCUCGCCUGUCCUCCGCUUCCCCAAGUCUCCACCCGACCCUCUCCCUGCGCCCCCUCCCCGCCGCCCCUCUCCCUGCGCCGCCUCCAUCUCGUGCUCCGGCGCCCCUACCGUCCCCCCGCCUCUCGCGCACCUCCCUCUGCACCCGCCGCCUGCCAUCCCCUCCCCUGUCCCUGCUGUGCGCCGCCGCCCCCCCGAAUCGGGGCGCCCCAACCGCCGCGCCCGGAUCCGCGACGCCGACCCUGCCCUCCCCCCGACCGGAGCAGACUGGUUGUCAACGAACCCUGAUCCAUGGCAAAGCAAGCCUACGCAACUAGCAGCCUGGUGGUGGGCUACGCACUGUGCUCCAGCUUGCUGGCCAUCAUCAACAAGUACGCCAUCACCAAGUUCAGCUACCCUGGCCUCCUGACCGCCCUGCAGUACCUGACAUCGGUGGUCGGAGUAUGGGUACUCGGAAAGCUCGGCUUCCUUUACCAUGAUCCCUUCAACUUCCAGACUGCCAAGAAGUUUGCGCCUGCUGCGGUUGUCUUCUACCUUGCCAUCUUCACCAACACUCACCUCCUAAAGCACGCCAAUGUGGAUACCUUCAUAGUGUUCAGAUCCCUGACACCACUUCUGGUGGCUAUUGCCGACACCACUUUCCGGAAGCAGCCGUGUCCUUCCAAGCUCACAUUCAUGUCCCUGGUGAUUAUUCUGGGAGGCGCAGUUGGCUACGUGAUGACAGAUUCGGCGUUCACCCUCACUGCAUAUUCAUGGGCACUCGCCUAUCUGGUCACCAUAACUACUGAGAUGGUGUACAUCAAGCACAUGGUGACCAACUUGGGGCUGAAUACCUGGGGCUUUGUGCUCUACAACAAUCUGCUUUCGCUGCUAAUGGCACCGGUGUUUGGGCUUUUGACAGGGGAGCACUUGGCGGUAUUCAGAGCCAUUGAAUCAAGAGGGCAGAGCUGGUUUGAGCUUGAUGCCUUUGUGGCAGUUUCUUUGUCCUGUGUGUUUGGUCUGCUCAUCAGCUUCUUUGGGUUCGCUGCAAGGAAGGCGAUAUCUGCCACUGCGUUCACAGUGACAGGGGUGGUCAACAAGUUCCUUACGGUUGCGAUCAAUGUGAUGAUCUGGGACAAGCAUGCAAGCGCGUUUGGUUUGGUUUGCUUGCUCUUCACUCUCGCUGGUGGAGUGCUCUAUCAGCAGUCAGUUACAACAAAAGGGAAUUCUCCAGCACAGCGAGAGAUGGCAGCUAAGCAAGGUAGAGGAGAUGAUGACGCGAUUGAGUUGGAUGAGGAGAACCAAAGGCUGGUUUCAUCUCCAAAAGUUGUCUGAGGUCAUGAUGUAUCAGAAUAUGGGAUAAAUGCAGUAGCUGUUAACAAUGCAGUUGCAGUUGAUGGUGCUUGGUUUUGAUGUUGUCGAUAUUAUGUUUUGUCCUACGAAUUGCAAUGCUAUUGGAGAGUGAACUGGUAAGCUUUGGCACUGGCUCAGCUUUGGAUUCCUCAAGCGUAUGUAUUUAUCUCGAAAGGUUACUCAGAAUUUGCAUCUGGCUUUAGCGAUUUAACUAUUGCAUCAUAUACAGGAUGUUGUUGCACCUUCAUCUGAAUUCAGUUGUCAAGUGUCCGAUAUUUGUACAAAGUAUACAAAAUUGUACACUUCAUUGUUGCUGCAAUACUGCGUUAUGUUUGGAACCUGUCAAAA
Molecule: messenger RNA, 1701 nt
Organism: Panicum hallii
Lineage: Eukaryota; Viridiplantae; Streptophyta; Magnoliopsida; Poales; Poaceae
Product: GDP-fucose transporter 1-like
Exons: 3
Coding region: 313-1335 (340 amino acids)
Cellular component (GO): Golgi apparatus
Molecular function (GO): antiporter activity; GDP-fucose transmembrane transporter activity
Source: RefSeq, a predicted model, not a curated record